CAGAAGCGCCACUGGACUUUCAGCGUCGCGCUCACUGGUGCGGUCACAAAUGGACAACAGGGCUCAAGGUGGGAAAGCUUUCGGCCUCCUGAAGUCUCAACAGGAAGAAAAACUCAACGCCAUCAAUGAGGCAUUUCUGUCGGACCCACAGUAUGCAGAAGAGGAAGACCUUUGCUCCAAGCUGGAGAUGUUUAAAAAGAAAUACAUGGAGUUUGACCACAACGACAAAGGAGACAUCGACAUGAUGGGGCUGAAGCGGAUGCUGGAGAAACUGGGACUGGCCAAGACUCACCUGGAGCUGAAGAAGAUGAUGACGGAAGUGUGCGGAGGCACGACGAAGGACACCUUCGGCUACACAGACUUCCUGAAGAUGAUGCUGGGGAAGAGGAACGCAAUUCUUAAACUGAUUCUGAUGUUCGAGGGGAUGGGGAAGGAUCAGGAGCAGACACAAACGGGUCCCCCGGGUCGCAAGACGUUCUCUGACCUGCCGUGAAUCCCACUCUGACUUCUCUGAACAUCAAAAUCCAGAACACAAUAAAGUCAAAUUCUGGAGUCAACAUCUGUGUCACAGG
This is a messenger RNA of Synchiropus splendidus (mandarinfish), 572 nucleotides long. RefSeq names its product allograft inflammatory factor 1-like. Gene Ontology annotation, cellular component: ruffle membrane; actin filament. The coding region runs from base 50 to 493 and encodes 147 amino acids. The record is from RefSeq and is a predicted model, not a curated record. The transcript is spliced from 6 exons. Gene Ontology annotation, molecular function: calcium ion binding; actin filament binding. Gene Ontology annotation, biological process: actin filament bundle assembly; ruffle assembly. Lineage: Eukaryota; Metazoa; Chordata; Actinopteri; Syngnathiformes; Callionymidae.